This is a messenger RNA of Rhodotorula graminis WP1, 1125 nucleotides long. RefSeq lists its product as uncharacterized. Lineage: Eukaryota; Fungi; Basidiomycota; Microbotryomycetes; Sporidiobolales; Sporidiobolaceae. The transcript has 6 exons. The record is from RefSeq and is a predicted model, not a curated record. Bases 1 to 1125 code for a protein of 374 amino acids. Gene Ontology annotation, molecular function: alkaline phosphatase activity; phosphoglycolate phosphatase activity.
AUGCGCGACUCGAAGCACCCGCCGCCCAUCCACAACGCCGACCCAGGUCCUGCACACAAGGCAGAGCGUAGGCCCUCCCUCCCCGACUCGGCUCGCGCCCUACACCGCCCAGAGGACUACGCCCACCUCUUGCACUCGUUCGACACUUUCCUCUUUGACUGCGACGGCGUCAUCUGGACCGGCCCGGCGGGAGACCAGCUCACGCCCAACAUCGUCGAAACGCUCGAGUUCCUGCGCGGCAAGGGCAAGAAGCUCGCCUUUAUCACCAACAACGCGACCCGGUCUCGGCAGCAGUACGUCGACAAGUUUGCCGGCUUCGGCAUCAAGGUGUGGCUCGACGAGGUCUUUACGUGCGGCAGCGCGACAGCCGAGUACGUGCGCGCCGUCGUCCUCCCGUCGAUCAAGGACGAGUCGAAGCGCGGCGUCUACCUCAUCGGGCAACGCGCCAUGGAGCACGAGUUCGAGGACGAGGGCCUGUCGUGGAAGGGCGGCACGGCGUCAGAGGACGACGUGCUGCCCGAGCCGCAGGACUUUAGCGCCAUCGUUCCAGACGAGUCGAUCGGCGUCGUCGUGUUCGCGUUCCAGAUGAGGGUCAACUACGUCCAGCUCGCAAAGGCCUACAACUACCUCUCGUCCAACCCGGGCUGCCGCCUCGUCCUCACCAACGACGACCAGAGCUUCCUCCUGCCGUCGGGCGGCUACGCCCCGGGCGAGGGAGCCAUUGCUUCGGUUCUGUACGGCGCUCUGCCCCCUGGUGCGCCCGAAAAGGUCGUUGUCGGAAAACCGCACAAGCCCCUGCUCGACAUCGUCCAGCGCGAGCUCCAGUUCGACUCGAAGCGCACCGUCUUUAUCGGCGACCGCCUCGAGACGGAUGUCCUCUUCGCCAAGCGCGGCGGCAUCGCCUCGGUCCUCGUGUGGACCGGCAUCUCCAAGCCCGAGGUGCUCUCCUUCUUUCUCUCUCUUGCACUCCUUGCGCACGUGCCUCGACCUGACUCGCCGCUCGUCACGCCCGCAGGACCUCGUCGGCCUUCCCCUCGAGGAGGAGCCCGAGUACACGAUGGCGAGCGUCGGCGCUCUCCUCGACGCACAACACUUGGCCAACUGAUAUCUAUAUUGCAUCGAUAG